UGUUCAUACCAGCGUAAACAUGGCCGCCUCCACAGUCCGCCGUUCUACACGCUGGAUGUUUAAGGCUUUACCUCGACUCAACACGACUUGUGGGCCUUUUAGCGCCCUCACACACGGACAUACCUCCGGCCUGACGGUCACUGGGGGUCGUUAUUAUGUGGUUGGGCUCAGUACACAUCGCAGGAGAGAAGAGAGCGGGGUGACAUUGGGGGGCUUGGCAGGGUUGAAGGGCUUCAGUGUUAGCAGCUCACAUGCCUUCCAUAGCAGUUCAGUGCGGCAUGCGGAGGAUUACUACAGCGUGCUGGGCAUUCCACGCACCGCUACGCAGAAGGAGAUUAAAAAGGCCUACUAUCAGAUGGCCAAGAAAUACCAUCCUGACACCAACCCAGAUGAUCCGCAGGCUAAAGAGAAGUUCGCCAAGCUGGCAGAAGCAUAUGAGGUUCUGAGCGACGAGGUGAAGAGGAAGCAGUACGAUACGUACGGUUCGGCGGGGCCGAGCGCCGGCGCAGCAGGACAGCAGCAGUACUGGAGGGGCGGAGCCACUGUGAAUCCAGAGGAGCUCUUCAGGAAGAUCUUUGGAGAGUUUGCCGGAGGCCGAGGCUUUGGAGAUUUUACUUCCAUUUUUGACCAACCACCAGAGUAUGUGAUGGAGUUGACGUUCACUCAGGCAGCAAAGGGAGUGAACAAGGAGAUCACGGUGAACUUAGAGGACAGCUGUCCACGUUGUGACGGCAAAGGUCAUGAGCCUGGCACCAAGGUCACACAUUGCCAUUACUGCAACGGCACUGGCAUGGAGUCGAUAAACACUGGCCCGUUUAUGAUGCGCUCCACCUGUCGGCGCUGUGGUGGACGGGGCUCCAUCAUGAUCACGCCAUGUGUGAUGUGCAGAGGAACAGGCCAAACCAAACAGAGGCACACAGUCACUGUUCCUGUUCCUGCAGGAGUGGAGGAUGGUCAGACGGUGCGGAUGCCGGUGGGAAAGAAGCAGAUUUAUGUCACAUUCAGAGUCCAGAAGAGUCCAGUGUUCCGGCGGGACGGACCAGAUAUCCACUCUGAUGUGAUGAUCUCAGUGGCUCAGGCUAUUCUGGGAGGAACGGCUCGAGCCCAGGGCCUCUAUGGAACCAUCGACAUUCCGAUCCCUCCUGGAAUCCAGACAGACCAGAAGAUCCGGCUGGCCAGUAAAGGAAUCGCCCGCUUGAACAGCUACGGCUAUGGAGACCACUACGUUCACAUCAAAAUUAAAGUUCCUAAGAAGUUGAAUCGUAGGCAGCAGGAGCUGAUGCUGAGCUACGCUGAGGAGGAGACGGACGUGGAGGGGACAGUCACUGGGGUCAGCAGAGCAGCAGCAGGGCGUUCUCAGCAUGAAGCUAAGGCUUCUGAAGAAGAGCAGAGGAAAGAAGAAGAGCAGCCAGAGAAGGAGGAGGGAGGAUUUUUCUCCAAGCUGAAGAAGAUGUUCUCCUGAUGGGAUCAGCAGAUGUUUGGGUGCUUCCUGACCUUUGACAUCUCCUCAUUAUCUGAUGCCGAGAACCUCUGACUCUAGGGGAGAGUCUUGCAAGCCAUUAAUGACUCUUGAUGCUCUUCUCCCAACUCGGCUGUUGGCGAAGGAAACCAGAGUGGGAGAAGAACGGCAUCCGACAGAAUCCCAAAGAGCUCCUACUGUUGCCCAUCAUGCCAUGGAGCUCAAACCUGUCCAGCCAAAAACUCUACAAGGACAGACGGCAGGAGAUCAGGAGAUUCUGCUACCUACUGUUUUCUGUCUAUUGAAGGACUGCAGUAAUGGAGUUAUGCUGCAGAUAAAUCAUUACAUACUGUGCUGAGGUUUACCCAUUUACAUGUUUAACUAAUCUGUCACACCCCGAUAGAUAUUUGAGUGUGAUACGGCCCAGACUGCUCAAUGGAGUCACCAUUAAACAGACCAGGUCAAAGGCUAUGUCAUAAUAUUAAUGUAAUUUAUUUCUUCAGUAAAAAGUGAUUUAUUAUUAAUGUCGGUUCACUCUGUCCUCUAUGCUGUGUGAUGUUUUUCUACCAGAGUGCCUGUGUUUCAUGAUUGAUUGAUCAUGAAUUGAAUUCUCCCGUUAAAACGGUACACAUUCUGAAACAUACUUAGAUUAACCCUCUAUUUCAUGGUGUUGCCUCAGGUUAACAAAACCAUUUUCCUCACUUUACAAUGGCAUGAUACAUAUUUACUGAUGAUGAAAGGGUUAAUAAUGUAGGGAGGAGUUUAUACAAACCCAAAAAAAAAAACCUUCUAUUUCCUCAUCUCCUGGUGGCCAUUUUUAACCAUUUUGGCACGGUGAAGCUUGUGGAUGAUGCACUUUACUGCACCAGACAGUGUCCCUUAGAAAAACAAGUAUUUUUCCAUUUUUUAUCUGCCCAUAAAUAUGGUUCAUGUCUGUUAGUGUGAAGUUCAUUUUUGAAAUAUUCAGUAUCAUUUAAAUCAUCUAUGUUAUGAGAAAUUGCUGAAAUAUGUAUGUUGCCUUAAGGCAACACUGAGCAACAGUGAACCAGAUUUAGUCAGUGGCAAGUGUCACUUAUGCAGCCACAUUAGAAAACUGUUGUUUUUCAUUUAGAGUUGUUUUUUUAGAGUCAUUUAAAGUAUAAUUGUAUUUAACAUGUAUUAAAUUUUAGAGGCUAGAAGCUCCUUCCAAGUCCUCCUCGUCGGGUAUCAGUCAGCAUCCUUUAUGUUUUACUAGUAUCAUUACUUCUGUUCAGAAAACGAACAGCAAUUCUCAUUAUUUGUAAAUGUUUCAUUAUGUUUUAGCACAGUUUUAAGUCUUAUUUGUGGUUUUAAAUAAUUGGUGUUCAAGAAAUUGAGUAUUAGUCCUGAAGGGUGUAUCAUGUAAACAUGGUUUCUUUGAAAGAAAUCAUGAAAUAGAAUUAUUCUCAUUUUUUAAGCAUUCAUAGUAUUUAAAGUUUAUUUAAAAUCUGUGAACUGUAAUUAGUUUCAUUCAAAAAUUCAGUUUGCUAUAGGCCUAUUUCUUUCCAUUGUUGCACAAUGUUGCCUUAAGGCAAAGUACCGCAAAAGGAUUCCUACAUGUACUAUUAUUUAUUAUUAUUUUUUUUUAUGUCAUCAGGCCCAUUUUCUGCAAGUCAAAUUAAUUAAUCAUUUAUUUAAAAACAUUGCUCUCAUAAUGUGUGCAAUAGAGGCUUAGAAACUUGGUGAUCAGCCAUCAAAAUGAACUAUGGGAUAUGGUUUCAUACUUGGGAUUACUUACAUCGAGCCUUGACAAAUAUUUUUAUGCAGUAGAUUCAUUUUGGAAUAUAUUUCUCACGACUCUCAAAGCAAAUUCUGGAAGAUUUGAUUGUUCUGAACAUAUUUUGAAACAUGAUCUAUGAAGAAUUGAGCACAUGCAGUGAGACCCGAAUGAGUCUACCAAGAAAUAGUUUAAGCUAA
Messenger RNA from Colossoma macropomum (tambaqui), 3394 nucleotides. It is a transcript of the gene dnaja3b, whose product is annotated as DnaJ heat shock protein family (Hsp40) member A3b. Gene Ontology annotation, molecular function: ATP binding; heat shock protein binding; protein kinase binding. Gene Ontology annotation, biological process: response to heat; protein folding; mitochondrion organization. The record is from RefSeq and is a predicted model, not a curated record. The coding region runs from base 20 to 1462 and encodes 480 amino acids. NCBI's taxonomy places the organism in Eukaryota, Metazoa, Chordata, Actinopteri, Characiformes, Serrasalmidae. The transcript is spliced from 12 exons. Gene Ontology annotation, cellular component: mitochondrion.